CACUUUAAUUUUUGUCCUCCCAUAUUCAAACCUACACUUUCAGCUCUCUACGUUUUCUUUCAUCCAACAAGAAGAAAUGGCCGAUGCAAUCCUGUAUGGGGUUGCGCAGAAGAUCAUUGAAUCGUUGGGCUCCUCUACUUUCAAACAGAUUGGAUCGAUCUGGGGUGUCAAAGAUGAGCUUGAAAAAUUGAACAACACUGUUCUCACUAUCCAAGCUGUGCUUCAGGAUGCAGAGGAGCAACAAGUUGAGAAUCACCACGUCAAGCACUGGCUCAUGAAGCUCAGAGAAGUAGUUUUUGAUGCGGAUGACUUGCUGGGCGAGUUCUCCACUCAUGUGUUUCGGCAAAAGGUGAUGGAUGGUGAUAAAAUGGCAAAGAAGGUACGUAUUUUCUUUUCAAGAUCAAACCAACUUGUUUUUAGUUUUAAGAUGGCUAGCAAAAUAAAGGCUACGAGGGAGAGGCUGAAUGAAAUAGCAACUGAUUGGAACAAUUUUCAGUUGAAGUUAGAGCGUCCUUUAAAGACACAGGAUGUGACUAAGGACAGGGACCAAACUUACUCAUAUAUAGGUGAAGAAGAAGUUAUUGGGAGAGAAGAGGAUAGGAAGGCCAUCAUAGAUCUAUUGUUGGACUUUAAUGUGAAAGACAAUGUCUCAUUCAUAUGCAUAGUGGGGAUCGGAGGGUUAGGGAAAACCACACUGGCUCAAUAUGUAUACAAUGAUAAGAUUGUCCACGAUUAUUUUGAGUUGAAAAUGUGGGUGUGUGUAUCUAAUGACUUUGAUGUUAAAAAAAUUGUUGAAAAGAUAAUUGAAUCUGCAACUAAAACAAAGCCUGAAAAUUAUGAGAUGGAUCUAUUGCAAAACAAACUUCGAAAACAACUCAAUCCAAAGAAAUACUUACUUGUAUUGGAUGAUGUUUGGAAUGAGAAUGAGGAGCGUUGGUGUAAUUUGAAGAGACUUUUGAUGGGUGGUGCAAGGGGAAGUAAGGUGGUGAUAACUACAAGGACCAAACUAGUUGCUGAGAUUACCGGCACUAUCAAGUCGCCGUAUAUUCUAAGUGGCCUACCAAAGGAUCAAUCAUGGUUUUUAUUGAAACAAAUGGCAUUUGGUGAAGGACAAGAUACCAUUGAUCCUGACAUUGAAGCAAUUGGAAUGGACAUUGUAGAAAAAUGUCAAGGAGUGCCUCUAGCUAUAAAGACAAUAGGGAGAGUCUUAUAUUUCAAAACAACAAAAGAUGAAUGGUCAUACAUCAAGAAUAAUGAACUCACAAAUGUAACUCAGCUAAAAAAUGGUAUUAUUCCUGUUUUAAAAUUGAGUUACGAUCAUCUUCCAUCAUAUUUAAAGUGUUGUUUUGCAUAUUGUUCACUUUUUCCUAAAAACUAUUUGAUUGAUAAGUUGACAUUGAUACAACUAUGGAUAGCACAAGGUUUUAUUCAAUCACCAGAAAAUAACAAACAAUUAGAGGAUAUUGCCAAUAAGUACUUCAUGGAUUUACAUUGGAGGUCCUUCUUUCAAGAAGUAGAAAAAGAUGAAGGCAUGAAUACAAAGUUUAAGAUGCAUGAUUUAAUCCAUGAUCUAGCACUAUCAGUCUCAAGGAGUGAGUGUGCUUUGGUUAAUUCUAAUGCAAACAAUGUCAUUGAAAAAGUUCGUCAUCUCUCAUUUUCAUUUGCCAAUGUUUCAUUUUUUAGGAAGAAUUUAAGCACGUUGGUUAAAGCAAAUAAGAUACGAACAUUUAUUUUGGCAUGCGAUCCUUGGGUUGGUGUUGGGGAAACAAUGGAAGAAUCAACUCUCAAAACACUUAUUUCUAGUUUUAGAUACUUGCGUGCCUUGGACUUACAUGGUUUAAAAAUUAAUAUAUUGUCAAAUGUCAUUGGUACUUUGAUGCAUCUCAAGUACCUUGACCUUUCCUCUAAUGAUAUUGAAGUUCUCCCUAGUUCUAUUACUAAAUUGGUGAAUUUGCGAACAUUAAAGCUCUCUAUGUGUGUAAACCUUAAGGAAUUACCAAUAGACAUUAAAAAAUUGGUCAGUCUCAAGCACCUUGACAUAAAUGGUUGUAAGAAUUUGACUCAUAUGCCAUGUGGAUUAGGGAAAUUAACUUCUCUUCAAACAUUAACCUUAUUCGUUGUGAGUAAGGGCCUUGUAAAUUCUUCCAAGCAUUGCGAUGGACUGGUAGAAUUAAACAGGCUAAACGACCCGAGAGGAAAAAUAAAUAUUAUAAAUUUGGCAGGGGUGAAAGAUGCCAUCUCAGAAUUCAAGGCUGCAAAUUUGAAGGAGAAGCAAUAUCUUAGUGAAUUGGAAUUAAGAUGGAAUCCGGAGGGUAAUGAUGGUGCAAUUGCCUGUGAUGAUUAAAAUUCCACGAAUAGCCUUCGACCACCCGAAAGUUUAAAAUCCUUGGUAGUGGAUGGGUACAUGGGUAUGAAAUUUUCAAGUUAGCUUUCUUUCCUAACAAAUCUGGUCAAAUUAAAUAUA
This is a messenger RNA of Quercus lobata, 2464 nucleotides long. RefSeq names its product putative disease resistance protein RGA4. Gene Ontology annotation, molecular function: protein binding; ADP binding. The coding region runs from base 77 to 2344 and encodes 755 amino acids. Lineage: Eukaryota; Viridiplantae; Streptophyta; Magnoliopsida; Fagales; Fagaceae. The record is from RefSeq and is a predicted model, not a curated record. The transcript has a single exon.